GCCAAACAAGACAAGACACUCCGGCCUUCAAAAGGCCAAAUUUUGAUUAGCAAAGCAUUAAACAAUUGAAAAGGGUGGAGACAAAAUGAUGUUGGCGAGGAAUUCCCUCACCGGAAAAUGCCACCUUCUGUUGCGAUGGGCAGGUCGUUGUCGCACAACUACGGCGCAGUUGAGUUGGCGCAGCAAAAUUCCAGUUGAGGGCAACCCAACUCACCUUCGUAGGAGCUUCGCAAGCAGCUAUGGUAGACUAUUUGGUCGUCAGGAUUUGGGGUUUAAGCAUUCGGGUCUUCUCUCUUUUCGGGUUUCUAGCGGCGGCGGCUCCGGUGGCAGAACUGGUGGAGGGUUUGGUGGCUCCGGCAAUGGAGGUUCUGGUGGUGGAGGUGGCGGCGCUGGUGGAAGUAAUUGGUCGUUUCUUUCAUGGUAUAUGUCUCUUCUAGCUAAGUAUCCAGUGCCGACAAAAGCCGUCACAUCGGCAUUCUUGACUUUGGUUGGUGACUUAACCUGUCAGCUCAUGAUUGAUCAAGCACCAUCUCUAGACUUGAAGAGGACGUCUAUCUUCACGUUGCUGGGGCUGGUUUUGGUUGGUCCGACGUUACAUUUCUGGUACUUGUCUCUGAGUAAACUGAUAACAACCCCCGGUGCUUAUGGUGUUUUGUCGCGGCUUGUCCUUGACCAGUUCCUUUUUGCUCCCGUUUUCAUCGGAAUAUUCCUGUCUACGCUGGUCACACUCGAGGGGAGGCCAUCGGAUGUGAUCCCAAAGCUACAGCAGGAGUGGUUUUCGUCAGUUGUUGCGAAUUGGCAGCUGUGGAUUCCUUUCCAGUUCCUCAACUUCCGUUUCGUGCCGCAGCAAUUCCAGGUCCUUGCUGCCAACUUCAUUGCCUUGGUAUGGAAUGUGAUUCUCUCAUAUAAAGCUCACAAACAAGUUGUUGCCAAAUAGGUUGAGGGUUCGAGUCAUCACAGGCGUAAAUGGGACACAAUUAUGUAUCUUUUUUUUUUAAAGCCAAAAAAAGAAGAUAAAAUGUACUCCCUCCGUCCCAAUAUUGUUGGCCACAUUUCCUUUUUAGUUUGUCCCAUUAUUGUUGGCUACUUUCCUAAAAUGGAAAUAUUUAUCACAUUCAAUCUCUUACUUUAUCACAUUAUCUCUCCUACUUUAUCACUUUAUUACAUUCUCUCUCCUACUUUAUCACAUUCUCUCUCCUACUUUAUCAUUUUAUUACCUUUUCUCUCAUACUUUAUCACCUUCUCUCUCCUACUUUAUUACUUUUAUACUAUAUUACCUACACACUUAAAAUACUAAUCUACAACUCCUUAAUUCCCGUGCCGAAACCAAAUGUGGCCAACAAUAUUGGGACGGAGGGAGUAUUCCUUUAAUAUAUCAUAUGUGUGACUUUGAAGGAAAGGUUGUUUUAUAUUUAUUGCAUCAACAUAUCUUGUGUUUUGUACAAGUAUGGUGGUGCAACUAACAUGAAGUUGAAUUCAUUUUGUGUUUUAGGGUUG
Messenger RNA from Salvia miltiorrhiza (redroot sage), 1497 nucleotides. Its product is annotated as protein sym-1-like. Gene Ontology annotation, cellular component: membrane; cytoplasm. Bases 86 to 937 code for a protein of 283 amino acids. The transcript is spliced from 8 exons. Lineage: Eukaryota; Viridiplantae; Streptophyta; Magnoliopsida; Lamiales; Lamiaceae. The record is from RefSeq and is a predicted model, not a curated record.